AUGCUGACAAAGUACUACCAGCAUGUCCUGGCUUUGGUGUUUGCUGUAGAUGAGAUCAACCAGAACCCCAGGAUCUUACCCAAUGCCACUCUUGGUUUCCACAUCUGUGACAGCUACUACAGUGUCCAAAGGACCUAUCGUGCCACUCUGCAUCUCCUCUUUCAGUCGAGCAGAUAUUUUCCCAACUAUGAAUGUGGUAUUCAGAAGAAUGUAAUGGCAGUCAUUGGGGGACUUAGCUCUGACAUCUCCUUCCAUAUGGCAGACAUCUUGGGUCUUUACAAGAUACCACAGCUCGCCUAUGGCUCAUUUUCCCAAGAGGAGAGUUAUACAAGACAGUCCCCUUUGUUUUACCACUUGGUUCCAAAUGAAGUCCAUCAAUGCACAGGAAUUAUGAAAUUACUUCAGCAUUUCGGAUGGACCUGGGUUGGGCUCUUUGCUGUGGAUGACGACAGUGGAGAUAGUUUCUUGCAAACUCUUGAGCCAUUAUUUUCCCAGCAUGGAAUCUGUUGGGCCUUCACAGAGAGAAUCCCAAACCAAGUGAAUUGGCAUAACCUAUAUGAUCUUUAUACUGUGGUGUCAAAUAUAUACUUGCCUUUCAGAGAGAGCAAAGCUAGUGCAUUUAUCUUCUAUGGAGAAUCAAGGACAAUGAUAUCCUUGAAUGGUAUUCUAUUUCUAGCAGGUCAUAACUAUACAGAAAAGAUGUCAUUGAGAAAAGUGUGGAUUAUGACAGCCCAAAUUGAUUUUGCAUUAACAGGCCUUCAGCGAGCCUGGGAUUUCCAGUUCUUCCAAGGGGCACUUUCAUUCAGAGUUCACUCAAAUGAACCCUUUGAAUUCCACAACUUUCUGAAGAAAGUUAAACCAUAUUGGGAACCCAAAGAUGGUUUUCUCAAGGAGUUUUGGGAACAAGCAUUUGGAUGUUCAUUACUAGACCCCCAGGAUACAGAGAAUGAUGAUGCAAUGUGUACCGGGGAGGAGCGCCUGGACAGGCUUCCAGGGCAUAUUUUUGAAAUGAGUAUGACUGGCCAUAGUUACAGCAUCUACAAUGCUGUUUAUGCCACAGCACAUGCUUUACAUGCCAUGCACACCUCUAUGUCCAAAUACAGAAAAAUAUUUCAGAGCAAAAGACUUCAAUUUCCUCGUUUCUAUCCUUGGCAGCUUCACAGAUUUCUUCAAGGCAUUUCAUUUAACAACUCAGUUGGUGAACCUGUGUCUUUAAAGAAAAACAGGGGAAUGAGACAUGGAUUUAAUAUCAUGAACUUGGUCACAUUCCCAAACAAGACUUUUGUUAGAGUGAAAGUAGGAAGUGUGAAUUCCAAUGCUGCCAAGGAACCAGUAUUCGUCCUUCAUGAGGAGAGAAUUGUGUGGCAAACGCAUUUCAACCAGGGACGGCCCAUUUCUGUGUGUAACGGCUACUGCCACCCUGGUACCCAAAAGAAAAAGAAAGAAGGGGAGAAAUUCUGUUGCUAUGACUGUGUUCCUUGCCCAGAAGGGAAGAUUUCAAGCCAACAAGAUAUGGUUAAUUGUAUCAAAUGUCCAGAAGAUCAGUAUUCAAGCAAAGACAAAGAUGGAUGUAUCAACAAAGUGAUAACCUUCUUGGCAUUUGAAGAACCUUUAGGGGUUGGUUUAGCUUUGCUCGCUGUUUCUUGUUUCCUGAUCACAUCCUUCGUGCUAGGAGUUUUCAUUAAGAACAAAGAUACCCCCAUAGUCAAGGCCAACAACCGAGACAUCACCUAUGUUCUCCUCUUCUCCCUUCUUCUCUGCUUCCUCUGUUCUUUGCUCUUUCUUGGAAAACCAAGCACUGUGACCUGCUUUAUCCGACAAUCUGCUUUUGGGAUCGUCUUUUCGGUGGCUCUUUCUUGUGUGUUGGCCAAAACCAUCACUGUGGUUCUAGCUUUUAUGGCCACCAAACCAGGAUCACGCCUGAGGAAGUGGGUUGGGAAAAGACUGGCCAACUCCAUUGUCCUUUCCUGCUCCCUUGUGCAAGCAGGCAUCUGUACAGUGUGGCUGGGAACCUCUCCCCCCUUCCCAGAUUUAGACAUGCAUUCUGUGGCUAAGAAGACUGUGGCAGCAUGUAAUGAAGGGUCUGUGGUCAUGUUUUAUAUUGUCCUGGGUUACUUGGGACUAUUGUCUCUCAUAAGCUUGGCUGUUGCUUUCUUUGCCAGGAAGUUGCCGAACAAUUUUAAUGAAGCCAAAUUCAUCACUUUCAGCAUGCUGAUCUUUUGCAGUGUUUGGAUGUCCUUUGUUCCAACCUAUCUGAGCACCAAAGGGAAAUAUAUGGUAGUUGUGGAGAUCUUCUCUAUCUUGGCCUCCAGUGCUGCAUUACUGGCUUGGAUCUUUUCUAUUAAGUGCUACAUCAUUCUUCUGAGACCUGAUCUGAAUAGCAGAGACCAGAUAAUUAGGAGAAAGAAUUAA
Gekko japonicus is the source of this 2412-nucleotide messenger RNA. Its product is annotated as vomeronasal type-2 receptor 26-like. The record is from RefSeq and is a predicted model, not a curated record. Gene Ontology annotation, biological process: G protein-coupled receptor signaling pathway. NCBI's taxonomy places the organism in Eukaryota, Metazoa, Chordata, Lepidosauria, Squamata, Gekkonidae. The transcript is spliced from 5 exons. Gene Ontology annotation, molecular function: G protein-coupled receptor activity. Gene Ontology annotation, cellular component: membrane. Bases 1 to 2412 code for a protein of 803 amino acids.